CGGCGCUCUGCCUUAAUAGUCGCCAAAGCAAUUGGAAGAAAAGGAAAGGAAAAAGAAUCUCGCGCCGUAGUCUUUUCCAAGAAUCGCCGAUCUGUUCUUUUCACCCAGAGUCCACCUCGAAAUCCAGCCGAAAGCGAUCCUUUUGCACGCUUCGCAUUGACUCCAUCCUCUUACCACCACGAGAGAGAACGCGACCGGAGUCCGCGGAUCUUCCGAUUCAUUUCGUGUAUUUGGGUUUUAGUUUUCCUUCUUGGUGGAUUCUUAUCGCCGUUAAAACCCGCCUUUGUGUUUCGCUCCCGAUCCCAAUUUCAAGAAGAACAGGUUCCAUUGGGAGUGAGGAUUCCCGGUUUCCUAUUCGAUUCCAUCGGUGUGGGGAAUCUUGUGAUCUGUCUUACUGAUCUAUCUUUGCCUCCGAGAUUUGGAGAUCGGCGGCGACGACGGAUCGCCCUCUCCUCGCUGCAAGAGGAUGGAGGCGUAGGCUCCUGGUGAUCUAUAAAGAUCUAUAUUUGCAUAAUUUACGCCACGACCAUCUCUUCAGAAGGGUAAGGUCAACCAGAGUCCCGCCUCUGCUGCCCGAAAAUGACUGGUCUUGAAGGGCUGCACGCUUGGGAGGAGAGAAAAGGAAAGAGAUCAGAUAUGGAGAGUUCGGAAGAUGAAAGAAGAAGAUUGACCAUCGGGUCUCUAAAGAAAAAGGCAUUAAAUGCUUCUUCACGAUUCACCCACUCUCUCAGGAAACGAGGGAAGAGGAGAAGUGUCCAUAGGACUUCUUCAGUGUCAAUUGAGGAUGUCAGGGAUGUGGAAGAGGAACGGGCAGUCUAUGCAUUCCGUAAGGAGCUAAUUUCCAGGGACUUAUUGCCUGAUAAACACGAUGACUAUCAUAUGAUGCUCAGAUUUUUGAAAGCGAGAAAAUUUGAGCAUGAGAAAGCAGUUCAAAUGUGGGCUGAUAUGCUUCAUUGGAGAAAAGAAUUUGGAACAGACACAAUUUUGGAGGAUUUUAACUUUGAGGAGCUGGAAGAAGUUUUACAGCAUUAUCCUCAGGGCUACCAUGGAGUUGAUAAAGAGGGAAGACCUGUUUACAUUGAGAGGCUUGGGAAAGUAGAGCCGAAUAAGCUUAUGCACAUCACCACAGUAGAACGGUACAUAAAAUUUCAUAUCCAGGAGUUUGAGAAAGCUCUACAUGAAAAGUUUCCGGCUUGUUCGAUUGCAGCAAAAAGGCACAUUGACUCAACCACGACUAUUUUGGAUGUGCAUGGGGUGGGUUUGAAGAAUUUCGGCAAAACAGCAAGAGACCUCUUGCUUAAAAUGCAAAAAAUUGAUGGAGAUUACUACCCUGAGACUCUACAUCAGAUGUUUAUUGUCAAUGCUGGUCAUGGCUUUAGGCUUCUCUGGAACACUGUAAAGGGUUUUCUUGACCCAAAAACAACAGCAAAGAUACAUGUAUUGGGAACAAAAUAUCAGAGUGCAUUACUUGAAAUCAUUGACUCAAGCCAACUUCCAGAUUUUUUAGGUGGUACAUGUACAUGCUCUGUUGAAGGUGGGUGUUUGAAGUCUAAUAAAGGACCAUGGAAUGAUCCUAACAUUAUGAAGCUUGCAUAUAAUGCUGAAGCAGAUUCACUAAGGCAUACUAGACGAAUGUCAGGUGGAGAUGAAGCUUUUGUAGGGUCAUAUUUUUUGAAGGGAAGAAGUAGCGAUACAUGGACACUUGAAUCUGGAUCAGAUGUUGAUGAUCUUGUUUUCAAACCUGUUGAGCAUAGCCGUUUAGCUCCAGUACGUGAAGAAAUCAGAGCAAGAGAUUCAACAGCUUACUAUAGUUGUGAUGAACACUUUGUUGUGGUCGACAAGGCUAUGGAUUGUGUUAGAAGAGGAGAACAAUCUUAUGAAAAGACAAAAGAUAUAAAAUACGAGGAACAGAGAUCGUAUGGCUUUUCAACAUCGAAUCAACAUGAUAGUUUGAGCAUGGCAAGUCACCCUGUCACCAAGGAGGAUACAGGAGAAGGGAUUUUUCAAUUGUUUGCAAGAGUAUUAAUAGCUUCCUUAGUCAAAAUUCUAUUAUUCUUUCACGUUGAUGGUUUUAGAAAGAGAAAAUUGAGCAACAUCCGUACUUCAGACACUCAGAAUUUGGCUGUCCAGCACAGUUCAACAGUGAAAAACAUUGAAGAUCAUUUGGGUCCUUGUUUGGAGCGGAUUAAAAGGCUAGAAAUGAUGUUUGAUGAGCUCACCAAGAAGCCUGCUGAGAUUCCUUCGGAGAAAGAGCAUAUGCUACUUGAAUCUUGGGAUCGAAUAAAGCAUGUUGAGUUUGAUCUAGAAAAGACCAAAAGGGUAUUGCAUGCCACGGUCAUGAAGCAACUGGAAUUUGCCAAGUCGUUAGAUGCAUUGCAGGACUUGAAACUUCAGAAGAGAAUGUUUUGUUGAGCCUCGAUGCCGGAGACGACUGCGGCGAGGGGACUACAUGCCGAUGGCAUUGUUUUUUGGUGCACAACGUAAGCAAAAUGUUCCCUGUUGCGGCAAGAAGUGGAACUUCCUCUGUGGGCCUAAGCAUAAACCAACUCCAAGUAUAUAUACCGUACUUUGUUUCGUUGGUUCGGUCGAAAGCCAAAGAACUUUACUGUCGCUGAUGAAUUGAGUGGACAAUUACAGGAAUCAAGUUUUGUCUCUGCAAUGCAUGUACGCUCAUGCACUGGUGCCUUGUAUUCUGUACUCGUAUCCCUUGAGACUUCCUGUACACCUUAGUGAUACGUGUGAUGGACCAAUUGUA
This is a messenger RNA of Musa acuminata AAA Group (dessert banana), 2755 nucleotides long. RefSeq names its product phosphatidylinositol/phosphatidylcholine transfer protein SFH13-like. Lineage: Eukaryota; Viridiplantae; Streptophyta; Magnoliopsida; Zingiberales; Musaceae. Bases 580 to 2412 code for a protein of 610 amino acids. The transcript is spliced from 15 exons. The record is from RefSeq and is a predicted model, not a curated record.